This is a messenger RNA of Oreochromis niloticus (Nile tilapia), 3198 nucleotides long. RefSeq names its product peroxisomal biogenesis factor 7 (gene pex7). Gene Ontology annotation, cellular component: cytosol; peroxisomal matrix. Gene Ontology annotation, biological process: protein import into peroxisome matrix. Lineage: Eukaryota; Metazoa; Chordata; Actinopteri; Cichliformes; Cichlidae. Bases 157 to 1017 code for a protein of 286 amino acids. Gene Ontology annotation, molecular function: protein binding. The transcript has 10 exons. The record is from RefSeq and is a predicted model, not a curated record.
AGCUGAUCAAAACACGGAAGUGGAGGAGCAGUGAGUGGAGUGAGAGGAGCAGCAGGAGCAGCGGGAGCUUCUUCUGUGGGUUUCUGAAGCUUUGAAGCUUUUUUCUCUCGAUUCCACGAGACGACCUGGUUUCUGGUUUCCUUGUAUGUGACGAUAAUGACGGUGAAGGUGUUUCGCAGUCCGGCCCGUCACGGCUAUGCAGUGGAAGUGUCUCCGUAUAUCCCCAGCAGAGUGGCCUGUGCUGCUUCACAGUACUACGGGAUAGCAGGCUGCGGCACACUGCUGGUCCUGGAUCAAACCGAGACUGGGCUCACCUUAGUGAGAAGCUGGGAGUGGGGUGACGGCCUGUUCGACGUGGCAUGGAGUGAAGGUAACGAGCACGUAUUGGUGGCAGGCGGCGGAGAUGGCAGCCUCCAGCUGUGGGAUACAGCCAAUCACAGCGCUCCACUGAGGGUGGCUAAAGAACACACACAGGAGGUGUACGCUGUGGACUGGAGUCAGACUCGAGGAGAAAGCCUGAUAGUUUCUGGAUCCUGGGAUCAAACGGUGAAAGUGUGGGACCCUGCUCUCAGUCCAUCGCUGACCACCCUCAGAGGUCAUGAAGGGGUCAUCUACAGCACCAUUUGGUCACCUCACAUCCCAGGAUGCUUUGCGUCUGCCUCAGGUGAUGGGACGCUCAGAAUUUGGGAUGUGAAGGGUGCGGUGUGCAGAUUGGCCAUCCCAGCGCACAAGGCAGAGAUCCUCAGCUGUGAUUGGUGCAAAUAUGACCAGAAUGUUGUGGCCACAGGUUCAGUGGACUGUACUGUGUGUGUGUGGGACCUGAGGAACAUCCGGCAGCCUGUCAAUCAACUGCUGGGACACACCUACGCCAUCCGCAGACUCAAGUUUUCUCCCUUUGAUAAGACGGUGCUGGCGUCCUGCUCGUACGACUUCACUGUCAGUUACCACCAAAGUGAAUGGAUGGUGUCAUCCUGGCAGAAGCAACGAGUCAGGACACUGAGGGAUAAUUUGCGGUAAAGUUAACCAGUGUGUGAGAUCGAGGGACCGACACAGAGGAAGGAUGAACUGCUCCUUUAUUGAGCCGCAGAGGAUGAGUUAAUAAAAUGUGUAAUUUCAAGGGAGACUGCCUCUGUGUUUCUCAUGAGAAUAUAUCUGAUCUGUCCGCUUUGGAGUCCUCUCUGUCCGCUCGGCUCUUUAAAACCACAGAGGAAUCGAUGUUGUUCUGCGCGUCUGUCAGGCUGUGCGGGCAGAUGAUGGAUAAACAGAUACAGUUAGAUGGAUGAAGGGUGAGGUUGUCCUGUUGUCCAGCCUGGAGCAAGACAUUGUUGUUUAACAGUGAUUAAUCAGUGAAAGGGAAACGAAUGAGGAAGCAGUCUGGCAGUUGAUGAGUCUUUUAAGUCACUCAGUAGUUAAACAUUUGAUCUUUUUGGGCUUUUUUCUUCUCUAAUGUGAGGAAUGUGUUUGUUUUGGGGACUGUUGCUCUGACAAAAUAACUCAUUUGAAGAUGUUGCUUCAACCUCUGAGAAAUUCACCAAGUGGUUCCCAGAGCUGGCCCCAGAUGCAAUCUCUUUCGAAUCAGGCGCAUCACUCUGCCCCGAGAUGACCACUUUAGGGUUACGCCCUCUCUGUGACAUCAUACAGUGCACCGGGUCAGAUACAACUGGUUGACUUGAGUGUUUGGAGCAACCGGAAAGCUGAGGGAGUGUUUAGUUUGUAGGGAUGAUGUUUUAAGAAGAUCCAACGUUGUAACAGUGGAUGUAAGAUGGAAAAUGAGUGACAGCGGGUCUCUGCUAAUGUUCAGAAAGUGCUUGGCUCGAUGCAUCUCUGUGCUGCACACGCUUAAGAAACUAACAAAAAGCAUUCAAACUCUAAGUUUAUCUUUAGUAAAGAGAUGACGUGAGGCUUACAUGUUAAUUAUGCAGAGCUGCCAGAUGGAAGAUGAUCUAAAAUAACUGAUUUUUUAAGAGACCCAGGCUUCUUUCAGAUGCUUUGCUAACAGUGUUAGCAUUACAUUAUGACAGCCAGUGGAGAAGGUGCUGACGUGAGAUCCGGUAUCUCCAUCCGACCAGCCGUCCCUGCAGAAGCGAUGCUGCUGUGUGGCCUCCACUUAUUUUCUCUUCCCUCUGUAGUUUGUGGACAACCUCAGAUAUGAUUAUAAUAAAUACAAUGAGGAUGUUGAGAGGUACAGAUGCUCUUUUUGGGCCAGAACGUUGUUCUCGAGAAUUUUUUUACGUCUCUGUCUGAUUUUGAGUCGGAGUUUCUGCCUAAUAGAUAAAAUCUGAAAGUAUUUAAAGUGCUUGUACUGCAUGGUAUAAUUUCACACAUUGUGUUGAAGUGCUGCUGCCUGUUUGUUUUCAGAAAACCUUUCUUCCGUAUACAAAGUGUUUUUCAGAAUUUAUUGUCCUGAAUUAUUUGUAUUCGUCACUUUUAUGCCAGAAAUCUUUCUGUGCAGCCUCGGGGCUUCAUUGUAAAGGACGCCAACAAUAAAAACGUUUGUUUGGUGGUUUCUUAGUGUUUCUGUGGAUUAUUACUGCAGAUGCUGACGAGCUCACAGCCGCAAGCAAAAAUCUGCUGGAAUCUGGCAGGUGGUAAAAUCUGUGUGCGUGUGUCAGGGCAGCCCAGCACUCUAAAUAGAGUAUCUGAGCCAAUUAAAGCUCGGAUCAAUAAAACAAUAAAACACGGGGUCUGACACAGAGCCAGCUAUUGGCACAUCCUCCUUUGAGCCGUCCGUCUUCCCUUUGGCGUUUUAGCUUUUUUCCCUCAGUUUGUUUGGCAUCUUAAAUGUCUGCUGUUUAUUUCAGCGGGCUCCCUCUUUCAGCUCGCCACCAAUCUUUCCUUUCAUCCUUUGUUUGGUGUCUUGUCAGCUGCAGGAGGAAUUGAGUCAUGCAGAGAAACGUAAUUCACCAAAUCGCGCAGAGCUUAAGAUGAAAACACGGCGAAACCAGCAGAACGGGUCAGCUCUGAAACUGACUUAAUACCUGCAUGUAAUAGGAAAGCAGCUGUUUGUAAUCAUAAACCCACAAAGAGUGAUGAACGGCUCAGCAGCACAGAGCUUUUAAGCCUGUUUUAGUUUGUAGUUUUGGUAUCAGGUCCUUUUUGCAACAGCAGCAGGAAGCAACUGAUUGAUAUCACCCUAGAGCCGAUUGAUUGACCAAACAGGUGUGUGUGUGUGUGUCUGUGUAUGUGUGUGAACGUGCA